AAAGGUGAAAUCAAAGGCAAAUUAGAACCAAUGGAGCCGUUUCAUAGGAAGCACCCUCCCCUUACUACUACGACUACUACUGGCUCUAGAAUAAGCCAGGCAGGCAAUUUCACGUGUUUGCUAUCUGCCAUACCUAUUUCCGACACCAAUUCACGCUAUUGAUAAAAUGGAUGGACCACCUCAAGAAAAUUUAAACUUCAUCACAUGUGCUGUUUGGGUGCCUCAUGGCAUAGCUAAAACCAACCCAGAGAAGGUUGAAAUUUCAAAGGAAGAUCUUGCAAGAAUUAUCAGUGAAACAAAGGAUGAAGUGGAGGAACUGGAGGAGGUUGAAGCAGAGGGAGGAAGAGGAACAGAAGUUCCAGAUGAUGCUGCUAUGGAAGUAGAAGAAGGUGCAGAGGAUAAAAUAAAAGAAGAAGAAGGUGUAGAGGAUAAAAUGGAGGGUGAAAAUGCUGAGAGUGGGGCAAGUGAAGCCGAGCAUGUCAGCAGGAAAAAUGAUGACACUGUUGAUUUUGAAACUAAAUAUGUAAUGAAAGAUUAUGAUGAUGAAGAGGAUGAUGAUAAUGUAAACAAAUUACUUCAGCUUGGGAAGAUGGCUAUACAUGCAAGCAGUGAUGAUGAUCCUUACAUUUCUGUUAAAGAUAAGGAUGAUGUUGACAGUGAGGAUGAGAACCAUGAAAUUUUACCUACAGACAACCUUAUUGCUGUUGGUCAUGUUGAAGGCGAUGCUGCAAUUUUGGAGGUUUAUGUUUACAAUGCAGAAAAUUCAGAUCAAGGAUGCCUAUAUGUUCACCAUGACAUACUACUUCCUGCAGUUCCACUUUGUAUGGAAUGGUUGAAUUAUGACCCUGGGGAUGAACAAUUGAAACCAGGAAAUAUGGUUGCAAUUGGGAGUAUGUCACCUGUGAUAGAAGUUUGGGAUUUAGACUUAGUGGACAGCUUGGAACCAGCUUAUAAAUUGGGUAAAAAAGGGAAGAAAAAAAAGAAGUUACCAGGUGUCGGCCACAAAGAUGCAGUUCUCAGUCUAGCAUGGAACACAUAUGCCGAGCAUGUCUUAGCAAGUGGUUCUGUUGACCAGACAGUCAUAUUAUGGGACUUACAGUAUGGAAGUGUAGCCCAGCAAUUAACAUCAUUUAAUGAAAAAGUACAGGCUUUGAAGUGGCAUCACACAGAACCUCAUUCACUUCUGACUGGAGCUUGUGACAAAACGGUGAGAUUAUUUGACUGCAAUGAUAGCGAAUCUUUCAAGUCAUGGAAACUGGAUGGUGAAAUUGAGUGUGUGUUAUGGAAUAAACUGUCUGGGCAGCCACACCAUUUCUUAGCAAGUACAGACAAAGGCACAGUGUUUGGAAUGGACUGCCGCCAGGAGAAACCUUUAUGGACCUUGAAUGCUCAUGAAGAUGGUUGUACAGGUUUGCAAAUGAGCCCUCUGUGUCCCGGAUGCUUGGUUACCAUAUCAGCUGAUAACACGGUAAAGAUAUGGGAUAUUUUAGGUGGAGAACCAAAAUUAAUUAAAGAAGACAAUCCAAAGCUUGGUGUUCUCCAUUGCUUAUCUCAGUGCCCAGAUAUGCCAUUUGUAUUUUGCAUGGGAGGAGACAACCGUGAAAACAAUUUUAAAGUGUGGGACAUUCGCAACUCAAAGAAAGUUCGGACAACAUUCUGCAACCGAGUAGGUUUGCCGGCUGAUGAGAAUGAAGAAGGAAGUGAUGAUGAGACUGAAAAAGUGAAUAAAUCUAAAUCAUUUGGAGGAAGCAGUAUAAGUGCAGCCACACCUGGGGUAGUGUUAUUAGAAGAUUCUGCUGAAGCUCUGCCAACCUAUAGGAAACCUAAGAAAUUUGGUAAGAAGAAAGGUGGUCAUCUAGAAAACAAAAGAAGGAAAAGAUAAAGAUUAUAAAGAUAUGAAUUCUAUAUAUUAAUGUAUUAAUAAGUAUGGUAUUAAAUGGCGUUGUUAUCUUCGACAGGCGGAACUCUUAUUCCCAUGUUAUAUUAAUAAAGUUUCACAGUA
Macrobrachium nipponense is the source of this 2002-nucleotide messenger RNA. It is a transcript of the gene nclb, whose product is annotated as periodic tryptophan protein 1 homolog. NCBI's taxonomy places the organism in Eukaryota, Metazoa, Arthropoda, Malacostraca, Decapoda, Palaemonidae. The record is from RefSeq and is a predicted model, not a curated record. Gene Ontology annotation, cellular component: nucleus. Gene Ontology annotation, molecular function: protein binding. Bases 167 to 1882 code for a protein of 571 amino acids. Gene Ontology annotation, biological process: rRNA processing. The transcript is spliced from 12 exons.